Molecule: messenger RNA, 1935 nt
Organism: Seminavis robusta
Lineage: Eukaryota; Bacillariophyta; Bacillariophyceae; Naviculales; Naviculaceae
Source: the annotation of a GenBank genome assembly
AUGAAUCCCACAACAAGUAUUAAUACAGAAAGGCAAUUGCCAAUCUACGGCAGCUACGAAGAGGCUAUGGUUGGUGGCUGCUCCCGUGACAAGCGCUUUGCUGGCAUCAAGUCUAAUCUUCAUCAGAGCCAACAAAGUAUCCCUCGCGGAUCGAUCAAGUUCUCUGCCAACAACUUUGUUACCCAGAGCAGUGACUCGUUCUAUAAACAUUACGAGACAUUAGAGCUCCUGGGGGAGGGAGCCUAUGGAGAGGUUUACGUUUGCCGGCAUCGAGAGACUGGCAUCCAACGAGCCGUCAAGAUUUUGCAAGUGGAAAGCGACAAAGAAGCCAGAUCUGUGCAGCGCGAGUUCAACAUCCUGCGAGAUAUCGAUCAUCCGAAUCUCCUCAAAAUCUAUCAGCUGUACGAAGAAGAAGGGACUGAUACCUUCUACAUUGUGUCGGAUCUCUACCAGGGCGGUGAACUCUACGAUGAGAUUGAAGAAUGGGGGAGUUUUGCAGAAGAAGAUGCUGCUGCUAUUAUGAACCAAGUUUUGUCCUGUAUCAACUACUGCCACACUAAUGGUAUUUGUCACCGGGAUCUCAAGCCCGAGAACAUCCUAUUAGCCGACGAUGAGAUGCACCUGGAUGACAUCAAAAUCAUUGACUUUGGGUUGGCAAGGAAGUUUGACGACUACUCCAAGGCCACCUUCAGGGACCAAGUGGGCUCUUCGUAUUACAUGGCACCAGAAGUCUUGAACAGGAAGUACGGACCAAAAUGUGACGUUUGGUCUGCCGGGGUAGUUGCUUUCAUGCUCUUGUGCGGGGAAGCUCCAUUUGAUGGCGAUUCGAUUGAGGAAAUCAUGGAAGCCAUCAAUAUUGGAGAGUAUUCCUUUGAUCACCCUGAUUUUGAGAACGUCUCCGAUGAUGCACUGGACUUUGUGCAGUGGCUCCUCAUCUAUAAUGCCUACGAACGCCCCACGGCGGCAGAAGCUCUCAAGCACCCGUGGUUAGAGCAAGCUAGAAAAAAUUCCUCCAAGGAGCUCAAGAAAAGGAAGAAGGCCAACCAGGCCGCCAAAUACCUCGGCAACUUGCAGGACUUCCAUGCUGACAGCAAGCUGAAACAAGUGACAUGUGCCUUCAUUGGAAGUCAGCUCGUUACGAAGCAAGAAAAGGAUAUUAUUGAUGAGAUGUUUCGCAUGAUGGAUAAAGAUUGCAAAGGAGAGCUUUCCAUAGAGGACCUCAAGUACGGGUUCAAAGAGAUUCUGAGGAAAGAGAUCAGUGACGAUGAAGCGGAAGAUAUCUUUCAUCGAGUCAACUACAGUGCCUCUGGAAGGCUUCAGUACUCGGAGUUCUUAGUGGCGUCAAUUGAACUUGAUGAAGCCAGGCUCCGGGCCGCCUUCAAGGACUUUGGCAAAGGCGCAGACUUUUUGACCGCUGCCGAUCUCGAAGAAGCAAUUUCAAUGAAAGAGGGAUCUGGCGCUGUCGUUGAGAAGAUCAUGGAUCAAAUCGACACAAACCACGACGGCCACAUCGCCUUUGACGAGUUCAAGACUGCCAUGGCGUCGUCACCACCCUUGGUGUCUCCGUCGGGACGAUACACUUUCAGCGGAAUCUUCACUGCUACAAGCAGCAGCAGACGAAGGAGUUCCUCCGGAAGGAGACCGAGUAUUCGAAGGACCAGCCGCAUCGAAAGGGAGCUAGACGAUCUCAAGGCAUUCUCCGAACUGACGAAGAUCGACACGAAGAUCGACACGGCUACUCCCAAGCAAGUGGCAGUCCCAGACCAACCGAACCCAAGGUCCAAAGGGAUUGACGGCAUGUUGCAAUCGCUUCGUUCGGCAUUGUUUCAGCAGAAGAAGCCCAUGGACAUCCAGACGAAACAAGACUGCAGUCCACCCCCAUCCAUUGCUAACGGACGUGCUGGGAGUCCACAUCGUGCAACAGCUGCUCAAUGA